This is a messenger RNA of Mya arenaria, 3938 nucleotides long. RefSeq lists its product as uncharacterized. Lineage: Eukaryota; Metazoa; Mollusca; Bivalvia; Myida; Myidae. Gene Ontology annotation, molecular function: metal ion binding. The transcript has 11 exons. The record is from RefSeq and is a predicted model, not a curated record. Bases 428 to 1678 code for a protein of 416 amino acids.
AUAGGUUUCAGAUACCCACAAAAGUCACACUCCGUCUUUUAUAUCUGUUUGUGAUGGUUUAUAAUACUGGUAAUAAAACACCUUUAACAAUGAUGAACAACUUGAUAAAUUAUCUCAUUCUUGAAGUACAAAAGUGAUUACAAUAUUUUAAUUAAUAAAAAAAGAUUCGAGUUUAAACCUUUUUCCUAUUUCGUGGUUUAACUCGGUCAACCAUGCACACCAAACAAAAUGUAAAAUAAAGUGAUUCACAUGUCUGUAUGUUACAAAUACAUUGUAAUUAUGCCUGAAGGUUGCACGAUAUUUAAAUAAUUGGGAUGAAUAAGCAGAGGGAAUAACUGAAUAACUGCAAUUCCCCUUCAUAAGGAUGUAAAAAGAAAUGAUAUAACUAUUAAAGCGAAGGAUGUGUAAAGUUGUGAUAAAACAUUGAAUGUACGCAGAAGCUAUGGAAGAAGACAAGAGUGAUAUUCAGUCAGAGAUUGAACUUGACAUCAGUUCUAAAGAAUACCAUGCGGCGAUAACUCGAAGUCACUAUGUGGACGUGGCCACUAGAACCUGUUGUCAGAACAAGGCUUGUGGAAUCGUGUUUGGGUUUCCAAGUUUCCGGCGUCCUCAUCACUGUACGAGAUGUGGGGAUGUGUUCUGUCGACCAUGUCUCCAGUAUUUUCGCCGCCUGAAUGUGAUGGCCCAGUUUGACCCGUUUGGAGUUCUUGCAAAGGUGUGCAUGUCGUGCUACGAGGAGCGGUCUGUCUGCCUACUAGGUGUAACGCGGUCAGUAACGGACUACUUUCUCGAGUAUAGGGGAAAGGACAGAGAGGAACAGCGUCAGCUAACCUGUGAUCUUGUUCUUCAAAAGGAAAAGUGUGCUACUAUUCGGAGAUUUUGGAGGGACCAACUGACAGUGGACAUAUACAAGGAGUGCCAACGGCUCAUAGACGGCUUUAGUAAGGCGGUGGGGACCUCUGACACAAUGAUGGCGCUCACGGAACUCCGGAAGAUCCUUUCAGUCCCAAGCUGGCAAAAGUCAACAUUCUGGCAGCUGGACAGUGGGGUCACAGAAUGUCGUUGCUGCGGAAAGAUACUCGGGAGUAAGAGGAAACAUAAUUGUCGUGUAUGUGGAUUGGCCCUCUGUAAACACUGCUCGGUUAAAGAGUUGCUGUUAUAUUUCCCGGACGACAAGCCAGAUCGGCCAAGACUGGCCAUUAUCAGACUCGAGGGAUGUCCGGAAGUGGAACCCCGAUAUUCGCUACUGUUGUCCUGCUGUAUGCAAUGCAAGCAGGAGAUUGCCGGGAACCAGACGGACAACCCAGACUGGUUCUUGUUACCCCCUGGUUCACUUCGGCCGGAGAGCUAUCAAUUCGAGCAGCUAAUUCUCUUUGAUGACGUAUUCCAGCGUCUGGAGCACCAGUUCCGGACGACGGAAGUUCAUGACAAUCUGGACGUUAUUGAUGGAAGUAAGAACGAACAGUCUGAGGAGAAAGAAAACGACAAUCAAGUAGCAGCACGUCAGGAUUGCCUAGAAUCCUACAGAUCUACGUAUUUCCAACUGAACGAGAUGUACAAAUCUAGCAAGUGUAUACUAUCUCAUACCAAAUCGAAGGUUAUACAGAAUGUAUUAAUGGCAAAACGAAAUUCGUUUAUUGGGAUGUCACGAAAGGCAUGCCGAAAAGCAGAAGGAUGAUAUGCAUGUGUAGAUGUAUAUACGUAAAGGAAGCUUAGCAGCGUAGAUUGCAACCACCAAUAUUUGAAUUUAUGUUAUGCUUUCCGGUGAUUUAUAGGGAUUUGUCAAUUAUAAAAAAGUAAUUCCACUGUUUCAAACAAUGAAAAAGCAUUUUUAAUAGCAUUUUUGUACUUUUCAUUGUUUUUAAAUUGUCAAUCAUCAGCGUAUAAUUUGUUUUUAUUUGUAUAUGCACAAAUGCAAACUGCAAUACGUUUUUUUACUCUUGUAUCAGUAUUGUCACAAAAGCAUGGUUUUACAAAAUAUAUUUAUAUCCAUAAUAUACUUUUUUGCUCAAUACGUUUAAUUGCAAAUUAGGUAUAUACCUGUUGUAUUCAACGAUAUGUGUGUAAAUUGUCAUGAAGUGUUAAAGGCCUAGUUUAAGGAAUGUUUUGCAUGACAAUCCCCUGCUGUGCAUCUCCUGCUAAUUGCAAUGGGCCAUUUAGGGUCCAUUUCUUUAAUAAAACCUCGAAAUUGCACAUCAGGUUACUCAGUUCAGAGAUCUGAUAAGUCAAUUAUGCAAUAUGAUUAAGAUCAAUACACAGAAGUUGUGAUUUUUUUUUGAUUUUUUUUUUUUGGGGGGGGGGGGACUUAUAGAAGGAUUAAACUAGGCCGUUAACGUUGCUACAACUGUUAAUAUUAUAAUUUGAUAUGCAAGCUAAGUUUAAUUAUGAUUGUGAUAAAGGUUGUCGUCAUUGGGUGUAUACAAUAAGGAUGGUAUUAAAUGAUUUUGAUUUUAGUUAUGUUAAUGAUGAUAUUCAGAAAAGUGAUUUUAAUAUAUUUAUAGCAGUUUUCAGAUGUAGAAUACACGAUGCAUUUUGGCAAGAAUGGUAUGGUACUUGAGAAAUGAGCACAGUAUACGAUAUUUAUAGAAUUUUAAGACUAGUCUUGAAUAUGAAAGUAAUUUUGCCCAAAAGUUUACGAAUUUUCUUUUGUAGACUUCAAAUUUAAACCAGUAGAUAUGUUAUAAAUAGUAUUGUACGAAACCAAAGAUGUUAUAAUUCAAACGAUAUUGAAGAUGAAUUUCAAGUUGUCUGUGUGAGUCCAUUAUAUAUUCCAAAAAAGCGUUUGUAUUUAAAUAGUUUUAAUUGUUGCAAUCAAAUAAUAGAAGAAAGCUUAUUAAACUAUGUCUAUUUGUAAAAGAUCCUCUCAAAAUAAAUAAGCUGGCAAAGAUGGUAUCCUCUAAAUAAAUUUCAAUAAUUACACGGUUUGUUGUUACGCAUUUUUUUGGUAUAUCUACUCGUUUGUACUAUAAUGUUAUUAAUUAGGUGAGUUCAUAUUGGCCUAGUCAUUUGUCCGAGGUUAGCUGUAUUUGCCUGACACCGAAAGGGCUAAUAAGUAUUUUAUUAAUUAACUAUUACCAUUUUCACAUUGAAGCCGUAUUUAUCCCUUAUUCAUUCAUGGUGUCUGUCGAAUUUUUAGACUUGACUCUGCUGACUUUGACAUGCAUCCUUAAAGUGAAAUUGCACAUACUUAUGAAUAAAGCAUCGUACAUUGUAAGGAAGCAUGUCUUUACGUCUUAAUUUCGUUAAUCGUUUGCCAUAACGUCAAAUGUUUCACCUUCGUCGUCCAUUUUGUCGGUGUACAAAAUCAAAAUAGUCCUAAAUUCCACCAACGGGUUAAAUACAACUGUUAUAUAAACCGUACAAAGUGGUUUUAUCAUUCAAUAGGUUCAAGUAUUCCAUGCUAGGUUAUACGAAGCACAACUUUUUCCAAAACGUUCGGAAAACGGAAAACAAAAUGGCUACCUUUAAAAAAAUCCAGCAUAUUUCUCAUAUCAGGCGAGUUUUGACAGCCAAAGAAAAUGGCCCAUUUCUCAAAUCCUAUAUAUGGCGAGUUUUGUAGCCAAUGAAAUCGGAGGAAACUUAUAUAAGCCGAUUUUUGUUUAUAUUGGCCGAGUUUGAUUGAUAUUGAGCGAGUUCUGGCAUAUAUUGUCUUCAAUUGUCUGGUAUUUGUACCGUAAUUGUCUCUGUAUCUCGACAAUUACGUAAUUGUUGAUUAAUAAUACAUUGUUUGUCACAAUGCAUACACGUUGACAUUGAUUAUUAUUAAUACAUGUGUUGUUGACGAUGUACACUGUCGGAAUAAACUUUGUGACCAUUGUCUGUCUUUAUUCAUAUAUAUAAAAACAGAAAGCACUAUGAAUGGUAAAGUUUUUUUCUUUUCAGGAUUGUUUUAUAUGAGCCUUGUAACACUACAACUUGUUUGAAUUUUACGAAAUCUG